AUACCAUCUUAUCUCACACCAACAUCAACAUUUCUGAUCAAUACCUUAUAAGUGUUCCAUUUCAUCAAACAAUCAACAUGUCCGGCGGCGUUGGAAGGAUGUCUCUAGCACCCAUCGAGCCCGGAACCACCACUCCCACCACUCUCCAGCCACCGCUUUCCCAACCCGCAUCCGUAACCGCCCCAACCACCGCCCAAACCCAAACCAAUCUCACCACCGGCACCAGGCCAAACCCUCUAAUCCCCUCCACCACCACCAACACCACCACUCCGUCUUGGACCAAACCAUCUGCCACCACUAAUUCAUCAUGGACCACACCUUCUGCCACCAAUAAUGCAUGGACCACCCCUAGUUCUGCCGCCACUCCGGCAUGGACCACUCCUUCCGGUUCUUCAAACAUUGUGGUUCCUCAGACUCAGACAAAUCAAUCUUGGAACACCAACCGCACACAGUUAACUCUUCCUACUUCCACCAACUUUGCGGUUCCUCAGAGUACUGCCACCAACUUCAUCGACCCUUCUACAACCGUUCCUUGGCAGACCUCACUUCCACAAAAGUUGGCCGUGAUUCCGAGGCCUAUCGCAAUGUCCGACGAGAAUGUAAUGGUGAAGGACGUCGAGGAAACUCAUUCCCACGACGCCAUUUCUAUUGAAGUCCGACCUCUUCUUGAGGUUGUCGAGGACAUCUUUAGCUUCUCCCAUCUCACCAAUCAACAGGGAAUCCUAACUGGCAAAUCGGAAGUUGAAAGAAACAGGAGAGGAUUCAACAACAUCCCCGACGAAUUGUCGCACACAAUAGAACGUAUCAGCUGCGAGAUUGCACAGAUUCAAUGCGGAAGAGGAGGAGAUGGACAUGGAGCAGCAUUACCUUUGUUCAAGAUGUUAGCCAUGUACACAUGGGACGCGAAGCUGGUGUUAACCCUAGCCGCCUUCGCCCUGAGUUAUGGUGAAUUCUGGCUUCUUGCUCAGACCUACCUUUCGAAUCCAUUGGCUAAAUCGAUGGCCAUCUUGAAGAAGGUUCCAAUCCUCAUAGAACGAUCAUCGGGCCCUGGCCCUAAGCAACGUUACGAUGCUAUCGGUAGAGUCAUCAAAGCCAUGCUUGAUGUUACCCGCCUCAUUGUCGAGUUUUAUGACCUUCCCACCAUGUAUAUCUCCUCUGACCAGCCUUCAAGAGCUGCCGUCAUGGCUAUGAUUCCUACUGCCGCUUAUCGUUGUAUAAGAGGAGUCAUUACAUGUGUUGCUCAGAUUAUCCAUCUUUCCUCUAGUCAAGACAGCUACGGUUACUCAAGUAUGGGAUGGGAUCCACUCCACAACGUUGCUCAGAGCAUUGAGAGCAUACUCAGUUAUCUCCAGAAGGAAAUGGACGUUUUGCGACGAAUAAUAGCUGACAAGUGGGAAGACAAAACAUUUGAGGCAAUCGUACACAUUGUGUAUGGAAUGGUUCACGUAGACAACAUGAAAGUCCUUUCCGCUCUAAUUCCGGCAAAGGACCCUGAACCACUCUUGGAAGUCGCUACUAAGAGACCGGCGAGUUUGGAGUAUCUGAAGCACAAGAACGUGUUGCUGCUGAUCUCGGAUCUAGACAUGUCGGUUGAUGAGCUCUCGGUCCUCGAACAGAUCUACCACGACUCAAAACAACACGCUUACGAGGUGGUUUGGAUUCCAGUGGUUGACCCGUCUCUCCAAAACAGCGAAACAACCUUACGCAAAUUCAAUAAUCUUCAAUCUUCCAUGCUUUGGUACUCUUUGCGCCACCCAACAAUGAUCGAUCGUCCCGUCAUAAGGUUCCUCAAGGAGAUAUGGGGAUUCCAUGUUAAGCCCACUAUGGUGGUUCUCGACACUCAGGGGAAAGUUCUAAGCACAAAUGCCAUCCCCAUGAUGCUCAUUUGGGGUAGCACCGCUUUUCCUUUCACUAGCCAAAAGGAGAAGGAGCUUUGGCGCGGGGAGACAUGGAAGCUCGAGCUUUUGAUCGAUGGAAUUGAGCCAACCGUCUUAGAAUGGAUUAGGGACAAGAAGUACAUCUUCCUAUACGGAGGAGAGGACAUAAAAUGGAUCCGGGAAUUCACUACCGAGGCAAGGAAGGUUUCCGCGGCGACUGGAAUCCAAAUAGAGAUGGUUUAUGCAGGUAACAGCCACGGGAGGGAGAAAAUGAGGAACGUGAUGAACAUCAUCAACCGUGAUAAGCUGAGUCAUUGCUGGACCGAGGCUAUGGUUUGGUUUUUCUGGACCCGUCUCGAGAGCAUGCUCCUUUCCCGUCUCCAGAUCGACAAGGAGAUAUCGUCCGUCGUUCCGAGGACUAGCAACGCCGCAAAUUUUAUUCCUGGAAUGCAUGGGGAGUGGGCGUCGGCUGAUGAUGACUCGAUGGUUCAAGAGAUUAAGAAGUUGAUAAGCUUUGGAAGGGGCGGAGGGUGGGCGGUUUUUGCUCAGGGGUCUCAGGUUCUGUCGCUGACUCAUCUGACCACGGUUGUGCACGUGUUGCAGAGGUUUAAGGAAUGGGAGAUGGAUGUGCCGACCAAAGGUUUUCCUACAGCGUUUUGGGGACCGCUUAAGGAGCAUCAUGAUGAGCUGAGGCCUUGUAGCCGUUUGGAGUUUCCGAGUAGCGUUGGGAUUGUCCCUGAGGGUAUGAAAUGCCCCGAUUGUCGCCGUCUUAUGGAGAAACACAUCACUUUCCUCUGCUGCCACGAGGAUCCUACCUCGGUCAGCCUCAUGGAUCAGAAAAUCUAAAUCGCGAUAUGGGCGAUAUCUCCGCGAUCUGAAUGAUAUGAUAUGAUGUUAUGUUGUAUGUUUGAUGUGAGUUUGUUGUUUAAUUAAUUCCAUGUGAUUCAUUAUUGAAUGGAUCAUGGAAAUUAUAAUUAUCUUUUAUGUAUGUUUUGGCUUGGCUAGUUUCAUAUAACUAGCUGGCUAGGUCUAAAAGUUAAGUACUAUAUAUGCAUUUAAUGCAUAAUGUUAAGUUAUGUUAUGAAUAAAGUUCUUCUUAAUUUUCAUAA
Molecule: messenger RNA, 2986 nt
Organism: Impatiens glandulifera
Lineage: Eukaryota; Viridiplantae; Streptophyta; Magnoliopsida; Ericales; Balsaminaceae
Product: protein SIEVE ELEMENT OCCLUSION B-like
Exons: 7
Coding region: 78-2723 (881 amino acids)
Biological process (GO): phloem development
Source: RefSeq, a predicted model, not a curated record